Molecule: messenger RNA, 650 nt
Organism: Nicotiana attenuata
Lineage: Eukaryota; Viridiplantae; Streptophyta; Magnoliopsida; Solanales; Solanaceae
Product: protein RADIALIS-like 1
Exons: 2
Coding region: 174-413 (79 amino acids)
Molecular function (GO): DNA-binding transcription factor activity
Source: RefSeq, a predicted model, not a curated record
CAGCAACAUCUCAAUACACAAGCCUCACUGACUUCACUCAUUCUUCAUUCCAAUUUAUUUCAUUGUUUUCAAGAUUUGCUCGAGGAUACUUCAGUUUCAGUACUUAGUCAUUCAUCAUCUUCGCUGUAUCAAAGGCAUUUGUCACUAGUCAAACAUAGUUUAAAUAUCAAAAAAUGGCAUCAAAUUCGCUAUCUGCUUGGACCCCAAAAGAAAACAAGAAAUUUGAGCAGGCACUUGCUGUCUAUGACAAGGACACACCUGAUCGUUGGCAAAACAUUGCUAAAUAUGUCGGUGGAGGAAAAUCAGUUGAAGAUGUUAAGCAACACUAUGCUAUCCUUAUAGAAGAUCUCAAGCACAUUGAGUCCGGUGACGUCCCAUUCCCAAAAUACAGGUCAGGCGGAAACUCUCGCUAAAGCUAAUCAAGAAACCACUUGCAGCAGGCGUACGACGUAUAAUUUAUCCCAUAUAAAAACCAUUCAAGUCGAGGACAUAACCGUACGCUGAAGGUUACGGAAAGAAAUAUUACUCUCAAGAAUCAAGAUGCACACUAUUAUUUUCUUCUUCUAGCUAGGCUGAUGCGUUACCAUUGUAUUACCCUAAUAUCUUGUUGCAUAAAAAAGCAUAUUAUAUUUUCAUGGACGCAAAGUAAA